ACUUAAAAGUUAAAACCUUGAGCUCUGUUCGGAGAUUCUCUCCUUCACCCGCGCACCUCUGGCAAGGGUGUGGGGCUCCCGGCGUGGGCCUUCAUCCUUUUCUCCAAGUUUCCGUUCCCUCCGUUAAUUUUCUCGAUUUUCUGAAAAAGUUUUCCGGCGAAUGAAUCUGUGUGUGUAGCAAGCAUGGAAGCUGAGAAGGUUUUGAUGGAAUACUACAUUCCCGAUCACAUACUAUUAUCUGAAAUAGAAGCAACAGCGUCUCAUGAACAAGCACCGCCUCCUUGCCCCGUCAUAGUGUUUAUUAAUUCCAGAAGUGGUGGCCAGCUUGGGGGUGAACUUCUUUUGACCUAUCGUAGGCUUCUAAACAAACAUCAGGUAUAUGAUUUGGGGGAAAGAGCUCCCGACAAGGUGCUACACCAGCUUUAUUCUAACUUGGAGAAGCAUAAGCGAAAUGGAGAUAAAAUGUGUUUCGAAAUCGAGAAGAGAUUGAGAAUCAUUGUUGCAGGGGGUGAUGGAACAGCUGGCUGGCUUCUAGGAGUGGUUUCGGAUCUUAAACUAGCAUGCCCACCACCAAUUGUAACAGUGCCUUUAGGAACAGGAAAUAAUCUCUCUUUUGCAUUUGGCUGGGGGAAAAAGAACCCCGGUACGGACUGCAGCUCAGUCAAGGACUUCUUGGCUCAAGUAAGGAAUGCGAAAGAGAUGAAAGUUGACAGUUGGCAUAUUUUUAUGCGAAUGAGGGCUCCCAAUGAAGGUUCUUGUGAUCCCAUCCCACUUCUUGAGCUACCACCUUCAUUGCAUUCCUUUAAGCGUGUCUCUCAAACAGAUACAUUAAAUGAGGAUGGCUACCACACAUUUCGAGGAGCAUUCUGGAACUACUUCAGCAUGGGGAUGGAUGCACAAGUUUCUUAUGCAUUUCACAGCGAGAGGAAACUACGUCCUGAAAAAUUUAAAAACCAAUUAGUUAAUCAGACUACCUAUGCAAAGCUUGGUUGUACUCAAGGAUGGUUUUGGGCUUCUCUUACACAUCCAUCCUCAAAGAAUAUUGCACAGCUAACUAAGGUUAAAAUCCUGAAAAAGACAGGUGAUUGGAUAGACCUCGACAUACCUAGAAGCAUCAGGUCCAUUGUGUGCCUCAACCUCCCCAGCUUUUCUGGUGGACUCAAUCCUUGGGGAAGUCCCAAUAAGAAAAAGCUCCACGAGAGAGACUUGACACGGCCGUAUGUUGAUGAUGGGCUGAUUGAGGUCGUUGGAUUUCGGGACGCUUGGCAUGGCCUCGUUUUGCUUGCUCCAAAUGGGCACGAAAGGCGCCUUGCACAGGCACACGGAAUUCGGUUUGAGUUCCAUAAAGGGGCAGCUGACCACACAUUCAUGAGGAUUGACGGAGAACCAUGGAAACAACCCCUUCCUUUGGAUGGUGACACUGUUGUUGUGGAGAUUUCUCAUUUUGGACAAGUGACCAUGCUCGCUGCUCCCAACGGCUGCAGGUCUACGAGUGUUCUUUUUUAAAGAGGACAUGUCCUUUUUAUUGAGCAACUAGAAACCUUACAUUAAUUCAAGGAGGUUGUAGCAUCAUAUUUUACCAAUAUAAUGAUCCCGUUUGAGAACUGAUCAUGAAAAGAAUUAGAAAUAUAGUCUUUAGCCUAUGUUUGGUUGGAUGGAAACGUAAUUUAUUGAAAUCUCAUAAUUAUCAACGUUUCUAUCUUCAUCUGAAUUAUUCGCAUCUUCAGAGAUGGUUAAAUCCUCAUUUGAAACAAAUUGUUCGUUGAUAUUAUUUUUUAUAUCAACAUGCUCGGUUCGUUCAUUUUCUUUCUUUGAAGAAUGAACGUCUUUUGUUUCAAAUUUUAAACAUUUAUUUUAAAAGUAAACACACCAUAACAGCGUAAAUUAAAAUAUUUAAACAGUAGUAGUUCCACCAAAGGCCACCUCAUCACCAAUUUCAGCAUCAUCCAUGUAGAAAUCGGACACGUCAAAUUUAGGCAAAAUUGGAUUGAUAUCAUCAGCAUAAUUAGCCUCCACAUUUUUUCCUUUUCCUUUUGUGGAAGCUUGGUAUAAUUUUACCAAGUGUUUUGUCAUUCGACAUUCAUUAGCCCAAUGUCUUUUUAUGCCACAUUUAUAGCAUUCACCACUUGGUUUUGGCU
Cuscuta campestris is the source of this 2138-nucleotide messenger RNA. The record is from the annotation of a GenBank genome assembly. NCBI's taxonomy places the organism in Eukaryota, Viridiplantae, Streptophyta, Magnoliopsida, Solanales, Convolvulaceae.